GGUGCAUGAUGUUGGAAAUGACAGAAGCCCACAAAGCUGUUUCAGAGUAUGAUUGCUCCACCUCACUUGGAAACAGACAGUUGAAAUUAUGGAAUCCCGAAAAUAGUCAAUGACAGAGGUAAACCAACCGAGGAAAACGAAGGGCAUAGAGGGAAUGAUAAAGACGAUGGGCUAUGAAAUUGGAGUAGGAAAAAUGGAAGACCCACACAUCACAUGAAGAAAGAAAGAGAAAAAAGUGGAGGAAUAAGGAAUAGGAAUUGCAUCCUCCUAAACAAAAGCCUCACACACCGCAAAUAUAAUAACGCUUCAUCCUCCUAAACAAAGACUUCGCGUCCAAGCAAUUUCCGAGUUAAAGAAGAUAUAUCAAAAGGGGAAAGCAGAGCGAAUCACUGGAGAAUUUUCAAGAAAGAAUCAGAUUUUGAGUUUCUUUUGGUGAAUCUGAAUAGAUCAGAAGGUGAUGUCGUGUUCGUCGUCGUCGGGGUCGGAGGAAGACGAUGAGGGAUUCGACUCUUACCGGAAAGGAGGGUACCACGCCGUCAGAGUCGGCGAUCAGUUCGGCGGCGGCAGGUACAUAGCGCAGAGGAAACUGGGUUGGGGUCAGUUCUCCACCGUCUGGCUUGCUUACGAUACCAAAACUUCUUCAUUUGUUGCUCUCAAGAUCCAGAAAAGUGCCGCCGAGUUUGUUCAGGCUGCCCUUCAUGAGAUUGAUAUUCUUUCAUCCAUUGCUGACCAUGACCCAUCAAAUUCAAAAUUUGUGAUUCAAUUGAUUGACAACUUUAAACACACUGGUCCAAAUGGGCAGCAUCUUUGCAUGGUCCUGGAGUUUCUUGGCGAUAGUUUGCUUCGCUUGAUCAAAUAUAACCGUUACAAAGGCCUUCCAUUGAAUAAAGUUAGAGAGAUUUGCAAAUGCGUUUUAAUUGGUUUGGACUACUUGCAUACUGAUCUUGGUAUAAUCCACUCUGACCUAAAACCUGAAAACAUUCUUCUAUGUUCAACCAUUGAUCCUGCCAAAGACCCUUUAAGAUCUGGACUCUCUCCAAUUCUAGAGCGACCUGAGGGAAACACAAAUGGUGGAGUAUCAAGUCUUAUUGAGAAAAGGUUGAAAAGGAGAGCAAGGUCGGCAGUUGCUAAGAUAUCCGGAAGGAGAGGGUCAAUGGGAGGAACAGAAGAUGUUGCAAAGACCGAUAGAAACAUUAAUGGGAUUGAUGUGCGAUGCAAGAUAGUAGAUUUUGGAAAUGCUUGUUGGGCUGAGAAGCAGUUUGCAGAAGAAAUACAGACAAGACAGUACAGAGCACCUGAAGUUGUACUGAUAUCUGGCUAUUCUUUCCCUGUUGACAUGUGGUCUUUUGCUUGCAUAGCUUUUGAACUAGCCACUGGAGAUAUGUUGUUUACACCAAAGGGUGGACAAGGUUUUAGUGAGGAUGAGGAUCACCUCGCCCUGAUGAUGGAACUCCUUGGAAAGAUGCCCCGGAAGAUUGCUAUUGGUGGAGCUCAGUCCAAGGAUUACUUUGACAGGCAUGGGGAUCUAAAAAGGAUUCGAAGGCUAAAAUUCUGUCCACUAGACAAAUUGCUGACUGAUAAAUAUAAAUUUUCAGUUAAUGAUGCUCGAGAGUUUUCAGAAUUUCUUCUACCACUCUUUGAUUUUGCCCCUGAGAAGCGACCAACUGCGAGACAGUGCCUGGAACAUCCAUGGCUGAAGUGCAUGGAGUCCCCUCCAAAUCAAACUGCUGAGGAAAAAGUGCAUGUUGGAAUUAGCAACCUUAAAAUCUCACAGUCCAAGGCAUAGUCACAUCACAUCUUUAAGCCCCUCCUUCCACAUGAACUAUUGAUUGUGAUAUUAUUAUUUUUUGUUAAACUUCAAUAAGAUUCUUUCUAUUGGAUUAUUAACUUCAAAGAUGUAAAUCAGUAAAGAAUUUUGUUCCUCCACAGAUAUCUGACACCAGAAUUUGCCUGUAUACUGUUCAUAUAUGUUGUAAGUCAUGACAUCAUAUGACUUUAAUUCAAGUCUUAGCUUUUUCUUUAA
Molecule: messenger RNA, 2023 nt
Organism: Vigna umbellata (rice bean)
Lineage: Eukaryota; Viridiplantae; Streptophyta; Magnoliopsida; Fabales; Fabaceae
Biological process (GO): regulation of mRNA processing; spliceosomal complex assembly; peptidyl-serine phosphorylation
Molecular function (GO): ATP binding; protein serine/threonine kinase activity
Source: RefSeq, a predicted model, not a curated record